Molecule: messenger RNA, 2758 nt
Organism: Prorocentrum cordatum
Lineage: Eukaryota; Dinophyceae; Prorocentrales; Prorocentraceae
Source: the annotation of a GenBank genome assembly
AGCCAUUGUGGCUCAAGGGCACUCGCAGGGUAGAGCGCUAUGAGAUCCCCCCGCACUUGACGUGUCGCAGCCGGUCCUGCCAUCCCGCACUGUUGGCCAUGUUCCGCUACGAAUGCUGCUUUAGCUCUGGCAGACAGUUCGUCUUCACGGAGCGUAAGGGCUGGCCAAUCGGUGAGCGCCAGCUAGCACUCUGCCUGGCAUCACUGUUGGCUGGGGUCUACCUGUUUUUCUUCAUCAGCUUCGCCGGCGUCGCGGCCUUUGAAGUGGUGAUGCUAUGCUUAGCGUCCUGCGCCGCGCGAUCCGCGUACGUCUGGUCGUUCCACGGAAGCUCCAACACAGUAGAUCACCUCGUGUAUGUGGUGAUGGUGGGCAUUUUCACUGGAGUCUUGCUUGUUUUUCUCAGCUCGGUCAGGCUGCUGCUCUCACUGGAGACGAGCGCCGCGAACAGGUGCAUGCUGUUUAGUGUCUCCAUCAUGAUCAUGGGCUUCCUCACGUACAGCUACCUCACCAUCGCCUGCUCCGAGGACGAGCGGAAGCACCAGAUCCGCCCCUGCACCCAAGAAGGCUGCACCCUCCAGACCAUGGAGCUCAGCUGCCACGGGGAGGGACCAAAGGACAACGGCAGGGACGUGUACGGAAGGUUUCUGAAGUGGAUCGUCAGCUGGAGGUGGUGGACCGACGUGCAGGACCACAGCGCGACGGCCGAGGACGAGCGCAGGCAGUCGGACGCCAUCACCGUGCACAACCACUCCCUGAAGCUGAUCAAAGUCUGCUUCUACUCGCCGGCGGACCUGGUCUGCUGGGUGCCCUUCGGUGGCGUCUCUGGCCGCUGCGUCGGGCUUGUCGAUGCCGGCAGGAGCCGCUCGUUCCAUUUUCCGCGCGCGGACGGGGACGACGGCGGCGGCCCCUACCGGUUGAAAGUCUUCCAGCCCCGGCUCCUGGACAAGGAGCUCGCCUGCUUCCCGCAGGCGCAGCGCGGCCAAAACCUCGCCUUCUUCGACGUCGAGGGCACAGUCCGGCGCUCGCGGCUGCUCUCGAACUCGACCUGCCGCUCCCUGUCGAUCAGCACCUGCCUCCCCGAGAGCUCCGAGGACGAGGCGGCGCCCACGUCACCGGGCACGCCCACAACGGCAGGCUCGCCAGGCUCGGACGACGCGAGCGCAGGGAGGCCGACCCCCGCGCAGGCGAAGCACGGCUCGACCAGCGACCUGGGCCCGCCGCGGCGAGGACCGCGGGGAGGCGGCCUCUUCAAGCGCCAGACCUCGGGCGACAACCUGGGAGGCGGCCCCUUCAGGCGCCAAGUCUCGAGGGACAACCUGGGAGGCGGCCCCUUCAGACGCCAGGUCUCGGGGGACAGCCUGGGAGACAGCCCCUUCAAGCGCCAGCCCUCGGGGGACGACCUGGGGCUCCUCGCCCUGGAGAGGUCGCGCUCGGACGACCACCCCGGAGCAUCCGCCUCGGAGGCUGCCCGGCCGCAGUUCCGCCGAGCCGGGCCGGACGAGGUCGUCGUCUGCAACCGCAGCAGCCAGGAGAUCUGCGCGCGCCUGUUCAGGUCGAACGACUACUGCUACCUCGUGCCCCUCGUCGGCAAGCUCGCCGCGUGCGGCGACACCAUACUCCCCGACUGCGAGCGCCGCUUCAAUCCACCGACCACGUCCGACAGGGACUUCACCCUGAAGGUGUACAGCGUGGGUGCUGGAGCCCGCGAGCUGACCUACCUCACCGCGUCGCGCGGGCACGCCUACACGUUCUGCGACUCGCUGCUGUCGUAGCUAGUCGGGGGGGGGGGGGGGCGCGGGGCGCCGUGCGUGGGAGCGCGCGGCCCGCCCGAGAGGCCACGCGAGCCCACAGCCGCGCGGCACGAGAGACGAGGGUGCACGGCUUCCCCUCGCAGCAUGAUGGUUACUGCUCCAAUAAUACACCGUAGUUAGUGAGCCGAGCGGCUAGGUGCAGGUCCGACAGGGGUUUCAAGUCCUGUAACAUAUUCUCAGUCUGUCUGCGCCACCUAGUCUGCUUGUGCGCCGAGAUGCGUUUGAAACUCAAGACGCCGACGUUGGUUCAGCGCAGCGCGCAUGAGCUGAUGGCAGUCGGCUGUAAUAGACGAGCACGCACUGCAUGCUUGUGUGGGUUGUGAUCGUGUCUCAUGGUUCCCGUGUCCAUGCGCUCGAGGUGCUCGUGCACUCGCGCGGGGGGGUAGUGUAGUAGCUAGGCGCCGGCUCCGGUUAGCAUGACAGGACAGCCGAGAAUCGAUCCUCGAGCGAUUCUCGAGCGAUCCCCAAUCCUCCCCGAUCGUCACGGGCCUCAGGGUCGGUCGACCCCGUGUGCCCGUACCCAGUCUGUGGUCUGGUCGGAAUCUCGAGUCUUGACUCACGACUUCAAGGCUCAUCGCCACAGGCAUCAGAGUCGAUCCCACGUGCCUGUCCAGCCCCGCGCGUCGCAGCCUAGACCAGCGGAGCGGCCCUUCGUCGAGGUGGCCUCGCGAGGGUGCGGAGAUAACCGCAGGGCGCGGGGCGCAAUGCACGAAGGCAAGCGACCCAGAACCUUCUUCCUCGAUCCUCGAUUCUCCCCCUCCUUCUCCUCCUCCUCGGCGUCUCCGUGGCGCCUCCUCCGAGAAUUGCCGGAGGGCGGGUCUGUCUACAACCGCGCCCCGCGGCCGAGACUGCGGCGAACCCGCGCGCGCGGGCGGAGCGGAGCGGCUCCCGGAAGCGAGCCGCAAAAGUUUGCCCGUGCAGGGCUCGUCCGAUCCACCCCUCUCGCG